AAUAUUUAAAAACAAGGAGUGUGGGAGAUUAAGUGGUUUGUGUAUGUGCGUUAAUGGCGGAAAAAAAGAGGGUGUGUGUGACCGGAGCCGGAGGCUAUAUAGCUUCGUGGCUGGUGAAGCUUCUCCUCUCCAAAGGAUACACUGUUCAUGGAACCGUCAGAGAUCCCAGUGAUGAGAAGUACUCACAUUUGAAGAAACUUGAGAAAGCAUCUGACAACUUAAUACUCUUCAAGGCAGACCUGCUGGAUUACAACUCUCUCUAUCCAGCCAUCACAGAAUGCAGUGGAGUGUUUCAUGUUGCCAGUCCAGUUCCCUUUAGCAGUGUGACAAAUCCUGAGGUAGAAUUGAUUGAGCCUGCAGUAAAGGGUACGCAAAAUGUACUUAAGGCAUGUUCUGAAGCAAGUAUUAAGCGAGUUGUGGUUGUGUCCUCGGUAGCUGCUGUUGUCAUGAACCCUAACUGGCCCAAGGGUCAAGUGAAGGACGAGACUUGUUGGUCUGAUGUAGAAUACUGCAAAACUACUAAUAACUGGUAUUGUGUUUCCAAAACUGUAGCAGAAAGUGAGGCUUUUGAGUUUGCAAAAAGAAGUGGACUUGAUGUUGUAAGUGUGUGCCCAUCCGUUGUUUUGGGGCCAAUGCUGCAGUCCUCAAUGAAUGCUAGUAGUCAGUUUCUCGUUAAUAUUUUGAAAGAAGGAUAUGAGGAAAUGGAGAACAGGCUUCGGAUAAUAGUAGAUGUACACGAUGUUGCUGAAGCGCUGCUAUUGACAUAUGAGAAGCCUGAAGCUGAAGGAAGAUACAUAUGUGCUCCUCACAAGACCAAGAUGCAAGAUUUGGUGGAAAUUCUCAAAGGAAUAUAUCCUAACUACAAUUAUCCCAAGAAGUUUUUUGCGUGGGACGAAAUAGAAGAGUUGAGUUACAUGAGUUCAAAGAAACUGCAGAUGCUGGGUUGGAGUUAUAGACCAUUGGAAGAAACUCUUGUCGAUUCCAUUGAAAGCUACAAACAGAAUGGAAUUCUGGAUUAGAAGCAUUUGGCGCUUUUGCAUUGGAGGUUAAGUUUGUUUCGUCAAGCAUGCCCCAAACCCGGACCCUUGUUAAUGCUAUGGAAAGGAUAUAUAAAUGUAUGGUACUUGUUAUGUAGGCUCUAUCUAAGAGACAUAUAGUUGUUUUGGUUGCUUCUAUGCAUGAUGGUGGUGUUUGUAUCUCUUUAGGGGCUUAUGGAUGAUUGUUCAUGAGCUCUUUAAUAGAAGUGGAGGUUACCCUUUUUGGAACA
Molecule: messenger RNA, 1267 nt
Organism: Cornus florida
Lineage: Eukaryota; Viridiplantae; Streptophyta; Magnoliopsida; Cornales; Cornaceae
Product: cinnamoyl-CoA reductase 1-like
Exons: 6
Coding region: 54-1019 (321 amino acids)
Molecular function (GO): oxidoreductase activity, acting on the CH-OH group of donors, NAD or NADP as acceptor
Source: RefSeq, a predicted model, not a curated record